Molecule: messenger RNA, 4026 nt
Organism: Gadus chalcogrammus (walleye pollock)
Lineage: Eukaryota; Metazoa; Chordata; Actinopteri; Gadiformes; Gadidae
Gene: thbs4b
Product: thrombospondin 4b
Exons: 22
Coding region: 201-3029 (942 amino acids)
Biological process (GO): cell adhesion
Cellular component (GO): extracellular region
Molecular function (GO): calcium ion binding
Source: RefSeq, a predicted model, not a curated record
AUGCAACACACACACACACACACACACACACACACACACACAGAAACGUCUGGAGCUGCUGUUAAGCUCAGCUCAACAGUUCCCCUGUCUUUUCUUCUCCUGAGUGGUAGCGUGCGAGGAGCUCCCCACUACAGACCACAGCAGCAGGACAGAGGGAGCUACGACCAGGGGAAAGCUAUCGACCGACCUGAGGGGACAACAUGGGGUGCCGGUGGAUGACUGUGAUCGCCGUCACACAAGUCAUAUUCACGUUAGGCCUGAGUGUGGAAGCCCAGGCUUCAGUCUACGACCUGCUCACCUCUCCUGAUUGCCUGCCAGACCUGCUCCAGGGGGGGCUGGCUGAACAGGGGGUGAACGAAGCCUUCAUCCUGACCACCUUCACGCUGCAGCCCAGGACGGGGACCACCGUGUUCGGCCUGUACAACCCCCGGGACAACAGCAAGUACUUUGAGUUCACCGUGAUGGGCCGGCUCAACAGAGCCGUGCUGCGCUACCUGCGGACCGACAGGCGGAUGAGCUCGGUGACCUUCAACAACCUGGCACUGGCGGACGGCCAGCGGCACCGGCUGCUGUUCCACCUGAAGGGGCUGCAGCAGCAGGGGGCGGCCGGCCUGGAGCUGCACCUGGACUGCAAACUGGUGGAGACGGUCAGGGACCUGCCCGCCGUCUUCCUGGGCCUGCCCGCCGGCUACGGCAUGGUGGAGCUCAAGAGCAUGCAGGCCAAAGACCAGGAGAGCUUAGAGGAGCUGAAGCUGGUGGUGGGCGACUCCUUCGAGAACAUCGCCUCGCUGCAGGACUGCCACUUCCAACAGCGGGACUCUGUGCAGACCCUGGGGGUCAACACAAAGCAGCUCGCCAAUCAGAUGUUGGACUUGACCAAGGUGAUAAACGAGCUGAAAGACGUCCUGAUUCAGCAGGUUAAAGAGACUUCAUUCCUCCGGAACACCAUCUCUGAAUGCCAGGCCUGUGGACUCGGGGGAACUGAAGUCGUCGUCCCCGUAAAGCCAAAGUGUGCAGCAGGCGUGUGUUUCCGUGACGAUAUGUGCUUUGAGACGGCAGACGGCGUGGAGUGUGGACCCUGCCCAGACGGAUUCACCGGAGAUGGCUUCAGCUGUGAUGAUGUGGAUGAGUGUCAGUUCCACCCGUGUUACCCUGGAGUGAAGUGUGUGAACACCGCCCCGGGGUACCGCUGUGAUGCCUGCCCCAUGGGGUACACCGGCAUGGCUAUCGAGGGGGUCGGCGUGCUGUUCGCUCAGACCAACAAGCAGGUCUGCGACGACAUUGAUGAAUGCAAAGGCAACAACGGAGGCUGCACCACAAACUCUGACUGUCAGAACUCUGUGGGCUCCUAUCAUUGUGGCAGCUGUAAGACAGGCUUCACAGGAGACCAGGUGAAGGGCUGUAAGCCGGAGAUGAGCUGUGGCAACAGCCUGACCAACCCCUGCGAUAUCAACGCCAACUGUAACAUAGAGAGAGACGGCUCUGUCACCUGUCAGUGUGGGAUCGGCUGGGCUGGCAACGGAUACUUGUGUGGGAAGGACACGGAUAUCGACGGAUUACCUGACGAGAAGCUGAAGUGCAAGGACCCCAGCUGUAAAAAGGACAACUGCAUCUUUGUUCCUAACUCCGGGCAAGAGGACGCGGACCAUGACGGACAGGGGAACGCGUGCGACGGAGACGCAGACGGUGACGGGAUUCCAAAUGAGCAGGACAACUGCUGGCUGAAGGCCAACGUGGACCAGAGGAACAGCGACAAGGACACCCACGGAGACGCGUGCGAUAACUGUCGCCACGUGGAGAACGCCGACCAGAGGGACACCGACGGCGACGGCAAAGGAGACACCUGCGACGACGACAUGGACGGAGACGGUCUGAAGAACUUCUUGGACAACUGCCAGCGCGUGGUGAACAGGGACCAGGUGGACCGGGACGGGGACGGCGUUGGAGACGCCUGUGACAGCUGUCCAGAUAUACCCAACCCCAACCAGUCUGACAUUGACCACGACCUGGUCGGCGAUUCCUGCGACACCAACCAAGACAGCGAUGGCGACGGUCAUCAGGACAGCAAGGACAACUGCCCCCUGGUGAUCAACAGCUCCCAGCUGGACACGGACAAGGACGGCUUCGGGGACGAGUGCGAUGACGACGACGACAACGACGGCGUGCCCGACUUCCUGCCGCCGGGGCCGGAUAACUGCCGCCUGGUGCCCAACCCCGACCAGAUAGACGACAACAAUGAUGGAGUGGGCGACAUAUGCGAGUCUGACUUUGACCAGGACAAGGUGAUUGACAGGAUCGACAUCUGCCCCGAGAACGCAGAGGUGACUCUGACAGACUUCCGGGCCUAUCAGACGGUGGUGCUCGACCCCGAGGGCGACGCCCAAAUCGAUCCUAACUGGGUGGUCCUGAAUCAGGGAAUGGAGAUUGUUCAGACCAUGAAUAGUGACCCCGGACUCGCUGUUGGCUACACGGCGUUCAGCGGCGUGGACUUUGAGGGCACGUUCCACGUGAACACGGUGACCGACGACGACUACGCGGGCUUCAUCUUCGGCUACCAGGACUCGUCGUCGUUCUACGUGGUGAUGUGGAAGCAGACGGAGCAGACGUACUGGCAGGCCACGCCCUUCAGGGCUGUGGCCGAGCCCGGAAUCCAGCUGAAGGCGGUGAAGUCCACGUCAGGGCCAGGCGAGCACCUGAGGAACUCCCUGUGGCACACGGGGGACACCAACGACCAGGUGCGUCUGCUGUGGAAGGACCCCAGGAACGUGGGCUGGAAGGACAAGGUGUCCUACCGCUGGUACCUGCAGCACCGCCCCCAGGUGGGGUACAUCCGAGCCCGAUUCUACGAGGGAACUGAGUUAGUGGCCGACUCCGGCGUCACCAUCGACACCACCAUGAGAGGAGGGCGGCUCGGAGUAUUCUGCUUCUCCCAGGAAAACAUCAUCUGGUCCAACCUCAAGUACCGCUGCAAUGACACUAUCCCAGAGGACUUCCAAGAGUUCGGCACUCAACACGGAGAAUCACUGUAGUAUGGAGACAAGGAAACGAGGCCCCCACCUAAUUCACUGUUUACCUGUGUCAGCCCACCGUGUUUCAUUUUGUGUGUGUGUGUGUGUGUGUGUGUGUAUGAAUGUGUGUGUGUGUAUGAAUGCGUGUGUGUUUGUGGGUGUGUGUGUACAUGUGUGUUUGUCUGUGUGUGUGUGUGUGUGUGUGUGUGUGUGUGUGUGUGUGUGUGUGUGUGUGUGUGUGUGUGUGUGUGUGUGUGUGUGUGUGUGUGUGUGUGUGCGUUUGCUUGUGGGUUUUAUUUUUUAAUUGUCUCUUUUUAUGUUCGAUCAUCUCCUUAUCAGUUUACUGAGCAAUGGACAUUAUGUAUCUUAAUAUCUGUUGUCAUUUACAUUUCAAACAAAAACUGAUAAAACCAAUCCUACAUGUCCUACAUUUUUGACAUUUUUAAAAAUUUCGGCACGACGUUGCCUUAAUGGUGUUUGUCCUCAAACUGAAAUUAAGUAUUGGCAUAAGUCUCUAUAAAACAACCUUUUAUACGGGACAUUAUGAUAGUCCUGUGUAACGGACCGAUACAUACACCACUAUAUGUGCUACUUCUUGAUCUCUUUCACUACUUUUCUACUUUAAUAGAAAUACUUUUCUCCUAAAUAAUGCCAUUAUGAGAAGAGAAUUGUUGGCUAAAAUUACAAUCAGAAUGUAAAACGAGACAUCAAUUGACAUAUCAGUAUGGGAACACUUGGCAGGCCAUAUUACGUUUUUAGCCAUUGUGCGUGUGUUUUUUACCCUUGCUUACGUUUGUUGAUCUUUGCCCUUGUUGAUGGCAAGGGCACCAUGUUUAUAAGGAAUCAUUUUUUGCCACUCACCUACUAGGUGAGUCUUUACCUACUUGUCUUCAUGGGUCUAAUUCUAGAUCGAGAACUUGAUGGUCAGGUCGAUCUUUUGUGAUAAUGUUAUGCUAAUUGAUUUUUAAAUAAAACUCCUGAGAGAAAUGUUUGGCCAUCAUCUCUUGUCAAACAUUUU